CUUCGCUCAGAAAAGUUAUACUACCAAAUUGGAAUAGCUUCGAUUUUUCUUUCAACGUUCUCCAUAAUAACGUUAGUGAUUUCGAUAUCAUUUAUCUAUGGACGAAGUGAUGUUCAUCAUAAAGAACUCGGCAAACAAGAAUCUACUGACUCUUUAUGGAACGAAAUCUUCGAACUUCGCAAUAUUGUAGAUCCACACAUAAAACACCUCGUGAGAAAACCACGAAAGGCAUGGUUUGAAGGUGGACUUUGUAAAGGUUGUAUUACACUGGCGUGCAAUAUGGGGCCCCCCGGCCCACCUGGGGAACCAGGACCCGACGGAUCGCCCGGUGAACCGGGCUCGCAAGGUAUAGCUGGACAAGAUGGUCUAGAUGUUCAGCUGGAAUCGGAACCUAAUCUUCCUUGUGUGGUCUGUCCAGCUGGUCCGCCAGGGUUAAGAGGGCCCCAAGGAGAACGCGGAAUGACGGGCCAUCUUGGUCUUCCAGGUGAACCAGGACCAAAUGGUAUUGCAGGUACAGACGGUCCGCCUGGCCUACCGGGAGCUGUUGGAACACUUGGUGAGCAGGGACCCAUUGGACCAAAAGGUUCUGAAGGAGAUACCGUUAUAGCGGGAGUUGGUGUAAAAGGACCCAUUGGCCCACCUGGGCCACGAGGAAUGAAAGGAAGGCCGGGACCUCAUGGUAAAGGCUCGAACAGCCCGGGCAAUCCAGGCAGUCCUGGGCCUGCUGGACCUGCUGGACCAAUAGGAAGACCUGGACUAGUGGGACUGGAAGGUCCUUAUGGACCUCCAGGUGAUCCAGGGAUGCCUGCUUCAUACUGCGCGUCCGAUUGUGGAGUUCAAAACAUAGUGGCAGACGUAGUGCCAAGAACCAGUGAGAAGAAGUUCAACGAGUACGCACCUCCCACUAGUCAGCCAAAUGAUGAAUAUAAUUCUAUAAAAGACGAUGGUUACGGCAGUCUUCGACUUCACGAUUUCGCUGAAUAUGAACGAAAAAUGAGAAAGAAGAUAAUAAAAAAGUUGAUGAGGGCAAAAAGAACGAGAUUUUGA
This is a messenger RNA of Angiostrongylus costaricensis, 1047 nucleotides long. The record is from the annotation of a GenBank genome assembly. NCBI's taxonomy places the organism in Eukaryota, Metazoa, Nematoda, Chromadorea, Rhabditida, Metastrongylidae.